GUGGCCGGCUUUGGCUCCAUAACCACCGCAACUGGCAUGCGCGUGGGCACACUCAAUCACUAGCUAGCGGCAAGCGAGCUUAGUCUGAGUGGUGUAGGGUGGUCACUGCUAGCUGGAAUUCGAUCAUGGAUAUCGCGGGGAUGUUCCGGCCAGCUCUCGAGAAGAUCAAGUCUUCCAUCCCUUCCGCCGCUGACUACGCCCGCGUCCUCACCGGCUCCUUCAACGACCGGACUAGCCUGCUGCUCGGCGCCGAGCUCGCCGGGCGCCCAGCGCAGGCGGAGGAGGAGCCCGCUCCUCCGGCGCAAGAACAAGAGGCGGCGCCGACAUCGAUCACGACCGUCGUCCACGCGUUCGACAUCGAGGCGGCGACGCCGCUGCAAGCCGCCGCCUCCGCCGGCGAAGGAGGACGCGACCAGGAGCCGGCCGACCAGCUGGACGCGGAGUCGAGGCGCGUGGCGAAGAGCGUCCAGACCGUGUGCCUCUUCGCCGCGUCGGCCUCGCUGGUGCUGUUCGUCAACCGCCCCAGCAGGGACGACUCCCCGAGCCAGCAGAGCAAGCAGCCCGCCGGCGCCGCCGCCCUGUACAGCGCGGGCCUGGCGUUCAUCAGCCUGGGCUUCUUCUCGAGCCUGGUGCUCUCAAUGUUCUCGAUCGUGGCGAGGCCCGGCGAGGCGGCGGUGGCCAGGGUGCAGAAGUGGGGGAUGAUGGUGGCCGUCGCGUCCGUGGUCGUGGCGUUCACGCUGCGCAUGUGCAUGGUGAUGCUCCCCGCAGCGUCGCUGUAGCCUCUGGCCCGGCGUACGCGCUUCGUCUUCGUCCUUCUCGCCGGCGCUCUGGGAUUUUGGCGAUGGAUGAUUUGCCCGAUCUAGCCCCGAGACAUCGACCUGUACAAGCCGACGACCGGGACUAGAAGUUGACACAGCUUUGCAUGCAUUCACGAUUUGUUAUUAUAUAUAUAAUGAACCUGUGCAUAAUGUCUAUGAAUAUAUAUGGUGCCCAACUGCCGAUCGUCCCAGACGUUACAAACUCA
Messenger RNA from Setaria italica (foxtail millet), 1024 nucleotides. RefSeq lists its product as uncharacterized. Lineage: Eukaryota; Viridiplantae; Streptophyta; Magnoliopsida; Poales; Poaceae. Bases 126 to 779 code for a protein of 217 amino acids. The transcript has a single exon. The record is from RefSeq and is a predicted model, not a curated record.